Molecule: messenger RNA, 3633 nt
Organism: Prorocentrum cordatum
Lineage: Eukaryota; Dinophyceae; Prorocentrales; Prorocentraceae
Source: the annotation of a GenBank genome assembly
UUGCCCGGCCCGCUCUGUGCAGUCGUCGCUCCUUCUGCGGUCUGGACCUGCUGCUUCAUGAUCGUGGACGACCCCUUCGCCUCCCGGGAGGCGCCCCUGCAGCCCUGGGCCCACGGCGCCGGCGACCCUGCCGGAGCUCCCGCCGCUCGGGACGGCCGGGCGCCGCCCGCGGUGGGCGGCGCCGGGCGCGGCGGCGCCAACCUGCCCGAGGAGGACGACGGGGAGGAGGACGAGGGCGAGGGCGAGGAGGAGGAGGGCCGCCCCGCUGGCGAGGCCGGCCGGGAGGGCGGCGGCGACAACCAGUCCUCUGGUGCGGCGCCCCCGCUGGGCAACGGAACGGGGGCGAGCUCCCGUCUGCGCGCGGGGCAAGCCUGGCUCACCAGCCUGGAGAAGAACGCCAGCAGGGAGCUGCUGCGGCGCGCGGAGCGCCUGCGGAACACGAGCCGCGAGCAGAUGCGGCGGAAGCGCAUGGAGUUGCGGCAGAAGGGCGCCCAGCUGCACAACGCGUCCGUGGACUUGGCCAGUGCGAUCUCUUCUGGUCAGUUCCUGUCCGCCGCCCGGGGCACGCUGCAGGAGAAGGUGCGCCUCGCUGUGACCCGGACCCUGCCGGUGAGCCUGGCGCCGAACGAGUUAGUGACGCGGCCGUACGCCAGUUGGCUCCAGCUCAUCGUCAGGGUGGGGCUGGACUUCCUGAACGAGCCAGUCCUGGCCACCUGGUCGAAGAGCGACCCGUGGCGCGUCAAGAAGAUCAACCUGCUGGUGCUGCUUCUCAACUUUGCCUACACGCUGGUGCAGGAGGUGCGCGCGCAGGUGCUCGCCGCAAGGCACGACGCGGAUUGCAACUCCGCGAGGUGCUGCCGGGUCUCCGCGGACGGCGGCGUCGAGGAGGUGCUCUCCAAGGACGUCGGCAUCGGGGACGUCCUCCGGCUGAGCCACGGCGACCUGUGCCCAGCCAACGGCGAGGUCGUGCAGUCGUCCCACUCUUUCGUCCUGUUCAACUCGCUUUGCGAGACGGGCGAGGACUGCUGCUCGGUGCUGCGCGUCGGGGACUCGGUGCUGCGCGGCUUUGUGCUGGCCCUCGAAGGCUGCUGCGUGCUGGUUCAGGUCACCGAGACGCGCAACGCGCCCCAGCAGCCGGAGGACGGCCCGCCGGUGCUGGAUGCGGCUGGGGCAGCUGCCACAGCCGGAGGCGCGACGUCGCCGUCGACGCACAAGUCGGGGAGGAUGGAGCGUUUCCCGGAGCACAUGAACUCUCUGGUCAUGCGUGCCAACCUCGCCGCCCUCGCCAUCCUCUUCUGCGACGCCGUGCUAGUGUGCACGCUCUGCUACCACGGGAGCGUCCGGGGCAGCGACCAGGUCCCUGCAGGCACGGAGAGUUCGCAGGAGCAGCCGCAGAACGACCUCUCUACGGCGGAGCGGCUGCUGGUGACGCACUUUUUCUCUGCAGCAGUCCAGAUGAAUAGUGUGAUACCGUCCAUGCGAUGGGUUGUGCUAUUCUUUCUCUUCGUUUUCCUGUUGGAGAGAGCGCGACCCGAGGUCAGCGUGCAAAAUUGGAAGGCGUUCCGUGGACUGGAGCAGAGGCGCAUACUGUACAGCGACAAGACCGGCACGCUCACAGAGGUUGGCAUGCACGUGGCGCGGCUGCGCGUGGCCGCCACGGGCGUGGACCUCUCGCGAUCACACGCUCCGCGGAGUGGCGUGAGCUUUGAGCCUCGCGAGGCCUCCGAGGUGUCCUGGCUCGUUGCCGUCCUGAUGGCCUGCAACGACUGCCAGCCGCGGCCCGCCCAGAGCCACAGCCGACUGGGCCCGAGACCGGGCACGUCCCCCGAGGAGGUGGCCCUGGCGGAGCACCUCGAGGACGCCCUCGGCGUGCGCGUGGGCUCCAACCCGCUCCGCCCCGGCUCCGAGCGGGCGCCCGCCGCCAGCGGCGGCCGGCCGCCGCCCCCGCGCGGCGCCGUGGGCGCGGAGGUGGCCAUGCACCGUCAGCCGCUCGUGCUGCUGGACGCAGCAGGUGGCGAGGAGCUGGCGCGGGCGUGCGUGCUCUCGCGCGGCAACUUCGACCCCGCGCAGGGGUGCCGCGAGGCGCGGCUGGCGUUCGAGACGGGCGCCUGGGCGGGCGCGCGCUGGCUGGUGCGGCAGGGCGGCGCCGACGUCAUGGCCGAGCUGGCCGGCCGCUCCGCCCGGGACGCCGAGUUCGCCGCGGAGGACCGCGACCGCGCCCUGGGCUGGUCCGUGGCGCGGCUCGGGGCGGACGGCGAGCGCGCGGGUGCCUGGCACUACGUGCUGCGCGCGAGUUUCGCGAACCCCCCGCGCGCGGAGUCGGCGUCGCUGGUGGCCCACUGCAAGGCCGCCGGCGUGGCCGUGAGGAUGCUCACGGGCGACGCCUGCACGGCAGCGCUCCACAUCUCGCGCCAGAUCGGGAUCAUCUCCGAGAGCAGCAGCGGCGAGGGCCACCCCGUGGAGAUGAGCCGGACGACCAGCGGCCGCAGCUGCGCGUGCGUGUGCUACACGCCGGGUGAGCCGCCGGCGGCCUUCUCCGCGCGCGUGGACGGCUUCCUCAGCGAGCACGCGGACACGGCCACGGUGUGCGUCGCCGUGCCGGGCAGCGUGCUGCGCGAGCAGAUACUGGCCAGCAUGGACGGGUGGCUCGCCAACGAGGUGGCCUCCGCAGUCAUCUACCGCACGCGCGCCGCGGACAAGGCCCUCAUCGUGCGGCGAACCGAGGAGCUCGGCCGAACGCAGCGCCGCCGGGCACAGGCGUCUGCCCCCAAGGGGCUCGUGUCCAGGAAGCUGCAGUGCAUGGGCCCCCGCUUCGGCCCGGAGGGCGUCUGCUUCAUGCUGGGCGACGCCGCGAACGACGCGGAGGCCAUCAGCCUGGACGGCAUCGUUGGCGUCAGCCUGCGGCACGGCGCCACGCCGUGCAAGCUUGGCGCGGACUUCGUCGUGGACGGACCCGCCGGGCUGGUGUCCAUCCGCACGGAGCUCUUCGGCAGGGCGCUGGCGGGGGCGCAGUGGCUGCUGGGCGACGUGUGCACCCUGUGCGGCAUGGUGUCGGCGCUCACGCUCUGCGGGAUCUGGGCGGGCGGCUUCACCUUCCUGCCGCGCGGCUUCCUCUACGACGACCCCUUCGACGCACGGAUCAUGAGCCUGUUUUCUGGUGGGCUCUACCCGCUCUCGGCGUGCGCGGCGGCCUGCCGCGUGGGCUCGGCGGCCCCCGCGCCGGCCCCCGCCGGCGCGGCGCCGGGGCCCGCCGCUGGCAGCGCGUGGCCUGCCACGAAGGCGCCCGCGGUGCCGGCGCCGAGCCCGGUCAGGUCGCUGGUCCUCGGCGUCCUGUUUGGUGGGCUGAUGGGCCUGGCCGGCCCCUCGGAGGACCCUGUGCGCUUCGGGAGGUGGAUCCUUAGCGUCACCUCCUCGACGUGCUUCCUGCGGCACGCCGCGGUGCAGGUCUCGUGCGGGCUCGGCGCCAUCUUCGGAGGGGGGCCAUGCGAGCAGCCGGCCGCCGGAGGCCGCCGGCGCGCAGGCCGCACCGCCGUCGCAGAGCCUCGUCGCGCAGGUGCUGGCGCGCGCGGGCUCGCCCUGGGUGCGAGGCUGCGCGGUGUCGCUCUUCCUGCUGCUCACCUGGACCUGCUCUAA